Molecule: messenger RNA, 4176 nt
Organism: Beauveria bassiana ARSEF 2860
Lineage: Eukaryota; Fungi; Ascomycota; Sordariomycetes; Hypocreales; Cordycipitaceae
Product: putative HOS4 protein
Exons: 1
Coding region: 1-4176 (1391 amino acids)
Cellular component (GO): nucleoplasm
Molecular function (GO): protein binding
Source: RefSeq, a predicted model, not a curated record
AUGGAUGCGCAGAAUGCCGCCGAGACCGACCAAGCGAGGUCCUCGGCUGCUUCCCCUCAACGGCGUCGUGGCUCCCAGGUCGACGCCAAAAUCGCAUCCGCGCUAGAUUCGAAAACUGGCAGCUCUCUCUCAGAAAUUAAGCCGAAGCUUCCGUCUACCAUCGCCUUGCUCUCUCGAGCCGACGAUGGCGCCGAGGACCGCGACUCCGACGCUGAGACCAUCGUGCUUCCCGGUAAGGAUGGUCACUCACCCUCUAAGGUGCGCAAGGUCAGGCAAGAAGACAAGAGCGAGAGCGAUGCCGAUGCUCUCAAGUCGACGUCCAGCCUCAAGGCCUUCAAGCCCGACGUCGAUUCAAUCACUGCUCGCCCCGGUGACGCUCCUAAGAAGAAGCGUCACUCUAGCUCCGCAGGGUCAAGACUGGCCGACAAGGAAAGCCAUUCUCGCGGUAAGGAUCGCGCUUGUUCUAGCGGACUGAGUUCAGCGCCGACUUCGCCAACUCAAACACAUCGACGUCUGCAGCACCGUCGACCGCGGUCGCGCUCCGAUGCAGCCCACGUUUCCGAAUCCGACUCGGACGAUUUCGCCGACAAGCCGCCUAAAUCAUCACUCAGAGACAAGAUCAAAUCUGGUGACAGAAUAAAUUCCCAAAAACGCAAGGCUCCCAAAGUCGAAUCCGAUGACGAGGCGGAUUUGCGCAAGGCUAGGCGCCAGCGCACCACUUCCGUCAGUGUCGACGUAGGCCGCAACCCUCGCGACGCUCGAGUCUCUUCAAGAUCUCAGCGUGAGGCGAGAUCACAAUCCCGUUCCCCUCAUAGAAAUCAUCGCCGAAGCGCCUCUACGCAACUGCCCUCAUCCAACGGUCUCAGCCACAAGAAGAAGCGAUUACCGCCGCCGCUACAAUCUACUGAAUACCACUCCGAUGACUCCUCAACCAGUGAAAGCCCUCACCCCCGAAGCACCAAAUUAAGGAGCCUCGUCACACCCUCCAAUUCCGAAUCUCACAUGUCCCCUGCUAAAGUGGGGCCGCACAAGAAACACUUGGAUGCCCAUGGUCAGACGCUGCUCGCCCGCGCAUGCGCGAGGGGCGAAUACGAUGUUGUCAAGCAGCGCUUAGGAGAACGACCAGAAGAUUUGAAUGUGGCCGACUACGCGGGCAAUACUCCUCUUCAGAUUGCUGCAAUUAACGGUUGUGAAGACAUUGUCAAGCUCUUGAUCCAGGCAGGAUGUAAUAUGGACUGUGUAAAUUAUGACAAAGACACACCAUUACUCGAUGCUGUGGACAACGGUCACUUGGAGGUUGUCAAGCUUCUGCUGGAUGCCGGCGUCAAUCCACGCAAAGCCAACGUGAGUGGGCAGGAGCCCAUCGACCGUGUGACAGAGGAAACCGAUCAUGCGGAUGAAAUCCGGGCGCUCUUAAUUGCCGCAAGAAAGAAGGCCGGUGACAGAAUGCGAACAUCGGAGGACCGACAUUCUCACCAUGACUUUGACACUCGCGAUUCACAUGCGCCUGAAAGCCCACGGCGAUCGCCAGCCGCACCGAGCGGAAGACGCAGCACAACCGGGCGAGCUACCAAGACCCGAAAUGAUCUGCUUUACAUGCCUCUGGAUGAUAAAACGCUGCGGCAAGCUGCAGGCCGUGGUGACGAGGAGACCGUUGCCCGCAUCUUGCAAGUCAAGGAGGGGUUUGAUGAUCCCGAGUCUAUGGUCGCUGCUGCUCGUGGUGGUCAUGAUCUGGUUAUCCAGCUGUUACUAGGCCUCGGAGGUGCAAAUGCUGAUCCUGGCCCUGUCGCCAGUCUUGCUGCCGAAUUCGCGACCCCUGUUCUUGCGGCUAUUGGUCAAGAAAACAUCAAGGUGGUAAAGUUGUUACUGGAGCAGCAAGGUUUUGAUCCGACAAGAAGAUUCAAGGGUGAGACAUACUACGAAAUUGCGCGACGUCGCCAGGGCCCGAAUUGGAAGGAAGAAGAGGACAUUCUUCGUGCUGCAUACGACGAAUACAAACGUACGCACAAGGAUGGUGCUCCCAAUAAAUCUCCGGGUCGAAAAGAGCGCGAACGUGAUGAAAAGCGCGCUAAGCGAGACGAAGCACGGGCGGAUGCUAAGCGCGAACGCAAAACCGGAUCCAAACUGGACGGCCAAGGAAGCAAGAGGCGAUCCGAUUCUUUCUCAACCCAUGGCGACGAAGAAUUGGCAAAACGCGGUCCUGGUCGGCCACGCAAAGAAGAGAAAUUGCCAGCCAUGCAAGAUAUCUAUCGUGAAGCAUCACCGAACGUCCAGAGCAAAUCGGCCAAAAUGAAACGCGCAGAGUCGGAUGCUGCAGCCGCAUCAUCCGACGGCGAAUCCGUCAAACCGCGCCGCAAGCUUGUGUCAAAGGGCGAACUUCGUGGCGAGAGAGAAAAGAAGGGUCGCGUCUCAGCUGGCAAAGAACCAACAAGUCCCAAAGCCUCUCGUAAUGACGAAACAGCAGAAAAGCAAAAAAUGUCAGAGAAAUACCAUGACAGAACCAAGGCACUUAAGCAUGAUCCUUCUCGGGAAAUCGACACGACGUCUAAGAGGCAUCGCAAGAGUACAACACCUGAGCGUUCUGCUGACGCAGACAAGGAUGAGGCUGAAAUUUCUGUGAAGCGUCGACGCCUGGAAAUCGACGCACCGGAGAAAAAGAGCAAGCGGUCAGCCCUAGAAGACAAGACGAAGAAGACGAAUGGCAAGGGCGCAAGCGACGAAGACCUCGGCAAUGACAGGAAAUCGCAAGAGUCAAAACGAAGGGAUUCCGACCGCUCUGCAUCUUCUGACAAGGUUAAGAUCAAGUCGGAGGAUGUUGAUGUUGCCAUGACAGAAGCGCCGCUAAAAGAGCCUAGUGAGGAAGGCGUGGACGAGGCUGAAGUAACUAAGAGAAAAGAAGAGGAGGAGGCACUCGCGAAGGAAAAGAAACGACUCGAGGAAGAGCAAGUUCGCCGUCUGGAAGAGGAGGAGAGGAAAGCCAAAGAAGAAGAGCGCCAGCGCCGCGAAGCCGAAGCAGCACGAUUACACGAAGAAGAAGAGAAGAGGAAAAGGGAAGAGGAAGAGAGAAGACAGCGCGAAGAAGAAGAACGUCGGCACCGCGAGCAGCUGGAACGCGAGGCCGAAGAAGCGAAGAGACAGCAAGAAGAAGAGGAGCGCAGAGAGCGUGAGCGCCGUCAUCGCGAAGAAGUGGAGCGAAAACGUGCUGCCCGUGAAGCCGAGGCCAAAAAGAUACGCGAAGAAGAAGAACGCGCUAGACUGGACAAGCUACCACCGCUGUUGCGAUGGCUCCAAAUAUGUCCCAAUCCAAAGCUGUCCAGUGUAGCAGAGAAGUUCCGAUUCAUGUCCGGUGUCCGCUACGACACUAUCCAUCCCGCAGCCACCGGCACCGCUGAGGGUCGCGAGCAGUGGGUACUCAACACACAUGUUGCAUUGCUUCUCGGUGAAAAGGACCUGAAUCUCUCUCGGUACACUGCUUGGGACCGUGCGCCUGUCUCCCAUCUGGCGAAGAUGACCCUCUGGCGAACUGAGUGGGAGCUAUACUCAUUGUUGUCUGAAAAGUACUGGGACAUUGGCCAACAGCUACCUGAUUACUACAGCGGCGAAGAUCCUAGUGCGGUGAGCUUUCAGAACAAGCAAAAGCUGAAGCAAGCUGCAUGGGAGCGGUUCUCCGCCACAGAAAUGUUCUUCGUCAAGCUAUCCGAACUGCUCUAUACCGUACCCAAUAUUCCCCACCUCCGCAACGUGACACUCGCCGUCGAGUACCGUGAACUUCUCGAGAGCGAGGCCCAGGCUGUUGGAUGGAAGGCACCGCUGAAGUGGAAACAAGAUCCAGGCGCGGACCGCUUCCAUGGCUUUGCGCCCCGGUACAAGUACUAUCUUGGUGGUUACUUUCUGCGUGAGGAUACCCCGACAAAGCAUCUGAUCAGCAGCACACCGUUCCCAGAAAAGCGAGUACCACGCCGCGGCCUGGUCCAAGUAUUCCCAGACGACCCAGAAUAUGAGAAGCUUUGUCUGCAGCAAGGCCUGGAGCACCUCAUCAAAGGCCAAGCCAACCCAUCUCUGCCAAACGGCGUACAUAGCUCAGCCAUGGAGACUAAGCUGCUCAAUGGCACCAACGGCCACGGCCACGGUCAGCUCGAGGCACCCAGUGUUGCCGUUAAUGGCGGUUCUCAUUGA